Messenger RNA from Capsaspora owczarzaki ATCC 30864, 2267 nucleotides. Its product is annotated as acyl-CoA thioesterase 11. The transcript is spliced from 12 exons. Bases 134 to 2104 code for a protein of 656 amino acids. Gene Ontology annotation, molecular function: thiolester hydrolase activity; lipid binding. Lineage: Eukaryota; Filasterea; Ministeriida; Capsasporidae. Gene Ontology annotation, cellular component: extracellular exosome. The record is from RefSeq and is a predicted model, not a curated record.
CUAUCGGUUGCCAUUGACAAUUUCAUAGCCGCCACAUUGCACUCCGACUUUCACUCCAACCGACACCCAUCCCGUCCUGUCUCCUCCUCUACAUCCACACCGCGCCCCCCCCCCUCCCCACCUCCCCAAAUCCAUGUCGAGCAGCACUCACGCCGGGACUGGGACUCCGCCGCCUGCCCCGCCAACGCCGUCGCAUGCGGUGAAUACGCCUGAUGACACGCUCGUCCAGAUGCACAAAAUCCUCGUCCCUUCGCAGACCAAUGCGUUCUCCAUCUCGCUGCUCGGAGGCGAGCUGCUCAAGUGGAUGGACACGUGCGCCUGUCUCGCGUCCGAACGCCAUUCAAAGCAUCCUUCCGUCACAGCAAGCAUGGACGAUCUGCAGUUCCGUGAGCGUGUCAGAGCUGGUCAACUCGUGCGCAUUAGUGCCAAAGUCACACGCGCGUUCAAUACAAGCAUGGAAGUCGCGGUCAAGGUCUUCUUGGAAGAUCCGCUCAAUUCCGGCAGCGUUGCCAUGUGCGAAGCAUACUUUACGUUCGUCUCGCUGGACAGCCAAGGGCAGAAGGUGGCAAUUCCAGCACUCGUCCCCGUGUCCGAACAGGAUAAAGAUCAGCACAGUCUUGCCUUUGAGCGUCGUCAAAUCCGUCUCGAUCGAAAGACGUCGAUUGAGAAGGUGGCAGAAAUUCUCCAAAACCAGGCAGCUCGCCGCUCUUCCAUCGACAUUGCUCCGGAAAAUCUGUCGUCGUCGCGAACUCUGCUCGAUGGCAGCCGUACCGUAGUUCCCGCAGGUCUAACCAUGGUGGAAAGCUGGGAGCUUGUGUUGCCUCAGCAUGCCAAUCACCACAACACGGCUUUCGGUGGUCAGAUCAUGGAGUGGAUGGAAAUGAACGCUACUGUCUCUGCAAGCCGACUGGCCAAGUCCUACCCGCUGCUGGCAAGCAUUGACGACAUUCAUUUCCUCGGACCCAUCAAAGUGGGCGAGCGUAUCAUCAUUCGCGCUCAGGUGAACAAUUCGUUCACGACCAGUAUGGAGGUCGGGGUGCGCGUCGAUGCAGUGAGCAUUCACGAUCCUCAGCCGCGCCUUGUCAACACGGCCUACUUUACUUUUGUGGCGAUUGAUGGCGAUGGAAAGCGAGUCAAGCUGCCUCCGUUGUCGGUUGCAAACGCGGACGAGCGUCUCCGGCACGAUGAGGCCAUUGCGCGUCGCCAAGUCCGUUUGGAUCGCAAGAAAAUCCGCAGUGAAAAGGCAGAGCUCGCUGUCCAUUGCACGGAGGACAAUCUCAAGGAAUUGUGCCUGUCGAACGUGUCCAAUCUCACGAUUCUGAAAUCAACCCGCGACUGGGAUGUUCUUUCGGAGCGCGACGGCAUUCAGUUCAUGACCAAAGACGUGGGCAACACGCUGGUCGUGCGCGUAGAGUGUUUUGUCUCGGCCAGCGCCGGCGAAGUCUACCAACUGCUCGAAGACAUGUCGCUCCGCUCAGAGUGGGACAAGUUGUUUGUCAGCUACGACACUCUUCGCAAGAUUGACUCUGACAAUGACAUUUUUCACAUCAAAAUGCGCUCGCCGACAAGCCUGGUCGCGGGUGCGGCUCAACAGCCUCCGCAGGAUUUCGUGUUGCUGACCUCGCGACGUCGUCCGACCGACUUUUCCAAGCACUAUGUCAUUGCCCAUCGCUCGGUCAUUCAGGAGAAUAUGCCUUCAGUCCAAGGAUAUUCCCGUGGUGAAGUUGGCAGCUCUGGCUUUAUCAUCACGCCAACGGGCUCCAAAGGAUCGGACAAGACCCACAUUGUGUACUUGAACCAAUUUGGUUCGAGUGUUCUCAGCUACAUGUCUGGCGACAUGAUUGGCGUGUCCAACAUGCUCCACAACUCGCUCGUGCGCCUUCGUGAAUUUGUUUCCAACAGCAACUCUGUCAAACACCUGCAGGAGACCGUCCUGAACCGCAUGAUUGAGCAAGAGCAGCACAAUGUGGACUCGUUGUCUGAGCAGUGCGAUCGCUUGUUCCAGCCUCCUGCCACACUGACCGCGGACUUGGUGGCCGCACAAGCCCGCUUGGUCGAGCUCAAGAAGCAACGAACGGCCAUCAUGCAAAUCCGUCGCGUGUAACGUGCACAAGUGUUUGGUUGCAAGUGUGUUUGUCUGGACGUCAAUCAACAAAGAACUCUGCAACUUUGAAACGCUUGAAGAGAGUCAAUUUGGGAUGUAACUUGAUUUUGCAUUAUCGAACAGCAUGUCAACCAAACAAAAUGAAGCACAUCAAAGAGACACA